Molecule: messenger RNA, 2940 nt
Organism: Alosa sapidissima (American shad)
Lineage: Eukaryota; Metazoa; Chordata; Actinopteri; Clupeiformes; Clupeidae
Exons: 2
Coding region: 1-2940 (979 amino acids)
Source: RefSeq, a predicted model, not a curated record
AUGGUACGCGAGUAUUCUAGUGACAAAUAUAAGACAAACAAGACCUUUCAGACUCGUGUCCGUGAGUACUCCAAAGCCAAAUAUAAGACAAACAGGUCAUUCCAGAAUCUUGUCCGUGACUACAGUCAUACAAAAUACAAGAAAAACAUUGGAUUCCAGAAUAAAAUUAAAGAGUAUAAUAAGAGGAGGUAUCAAGAAAAUGAAAACAUCCGUGUAAAUAAAAUACAAAAAAGACGUGAGAAUUAUUCAACAUGGCAGAAAAAACAGGGAGACAUUGAUUUGGCUACUGAUUAUUUUCGUCAGGAGGUCAGCCGUGGCCCUGAAUAUGUAUGCUCAGUCUGUCAUCGUUUACUCUUCAGGAAGCAGGUGGUUGAGUGUAAAAGACAUUGCUAUGAAAGCAAAGGAGCGGAAGUGGCUGCAUUGGCUAAUAGAUGCAUAACACUGCAAUAUUUACAUGUGUGUGAUGCUGAAUGUGAGCAGAAAUGCCAUUUGUCUGAUAGUCCAUCAAGCAAAUUAUGGAUUUGCCAUACAUGUCAUCAUAAAAUACUCGGAGGAAAACUUCCCGAAGAGAGUGUUACCAACAACAUGCAUUUGGAUAAUAUUCCAGCAGAACUUAAAUGUCUUAACUCUUUGGAACAACAUCUCAUUGCACGUCACAUUCCCUUCAUGAAGCUGUUGUGUUUGCCGCGAGGCCGCCAGAGAGCUUGCCAUGGUCCUUGCGUCUCUGUUCCUGUUAAUAACGCAAAUGUGACAAAUAUACUCCCAAGAAAUGAAUGUGAUGAUAAGAUGAUAAGAGUGAAACUGAAACGCAAGUUGACAUAUAAAGGUCAUUACGAGUACAUGUACGUCCACACUGAUCGUGUCAGAAAUGCACUGAGGUAUUUGAUGGCAAACAAUAAAUGGUACGGUGAUGUGACUAUGAAUGACGAAUGGAUAAACUCUCUGAAUGGCACUGACCAGCAUGAGGAAAGUACCAAACAGGAAACACCUGAUAACAGUGAUGAUGACAAUGUUCCUGAAGAGCAAGCAGAGGAAGAUGUGACUUAUAUCAAAGACCAGAAUGGGCUUUUGUCAGAUACAUCAUUACAACCUGUCGAUCUGGGUUCAGAGAUCAUUGAUCAGAAUUUUCAGGAUAUACUUAAUGUGGCACCAGGUGAAGGUAACAGUCCAGUGAGGUUGCUGUCUGAUAAAACUAACGAGGCAAAAUGUUUCCCUGUUUUGUAUCCAUCUGGUGGACCUACAUUCCAUGAUAAAAGAGAGUCCAAAAUAACUCUGUCACGGUACCUGAAUACACGCAUUCUGAAUGCAGAUGGGCGUUUUGCACAGAACACAGACUUCAUUUUUUACGCACAAUACAUAUCAGAGGUGCAUCAAGUUGUAUCUGGUGUAUCAGUGGCAUUACGCAAAGGUGGCGGCAACUCCUCUCUGAAAGAUGCAUCACCAGACAUGUUGUUGAACUCAGAGUCGUUGGGUAAAAUAUUGCGCAAUGACGAAGGAUACAAGUUCUUACGAGGAAUUCGUGGCACACCUCCAUACUGGAUGUCAGUUCAGAAAGAUUUAUUUGCCAUGAUAAGACAACUCUCCAUACCCACAUUCUUUGCAUCUUUUAGCUCUGCAGAUUUGAGGUGGCCUGAAAUGCUGAACUCUAUGCUAAGAAUAGAAGGUAAACAAAUGUCUGUUGACGAUCUUGACUGGUCUGACAAAUGUGGACUCAUACGUCGAAACCCUGUGACAGCGGCAAGAAUGUUUGAUCACAGAUGGCAUUGCUUCCUCCGUGAUGUAAUCAUGUCGCCAGCAGAACCCAUAGGGAAAAUAAAGGACUACUUUUAUCGUGUUGAAUUUCAACAGCGUGGUUCUCCUCAUGUCCACUGUCUUUUUUGGGUUGAAAAUGCUCCCAAGAUUGAUAAAGAGAAUGAUGAUGAAGUGGCACAGUUCAUAGAUACAUACAUCACUUGUGAAAUUCCACCAGAAACAGAUGCAGAGCUUUACGAGGUUGUGAGCAGCGUACAGAGGCACAGCACAAGACACUCUAAGACUUGCCGCAAGAAAAACACAGUGUGCAGGUUCAACUUCCCACGGCCACCAUCAAGCUGUACUUUCAUCACAAGAGGCGGUAACUGUGAGGACUUAAAUGGCAAUGAUGACAAUACAAGUGCGAGUGCCAUAAUAAAGAAUGUUAAAACUGCGUUGACCAUGCCUGACAUGAAUUUUGAUACAGCCGAUGCAUUUUUUGAGUCUCUUGGGAUAGAUCAAGGUUUGUUUGAAAAGGCGUACAACAUAUGUUCCAAAAAGAAAAGCAUUGUCCUGAAACGAAAUCCUGGAGACAUUUGGGUGAACCAGUACAACAAAGACUUACUCCGUGCUUGGCAAGGCAAUAUGGAUAUCCAGUAUGUCACAGAUGCCUUUUCAGUUGUGGUCUACAUACUGUCAUACAUCACAAAAGCAGAACAAGAAAUGGGUUUGCUCUUACAACGUGCCCAAGACGAGUCAAUGAAUGGCAACCUUGAUGCAAAAGCAGCAUUCAAACAGCUUGGAAGUGUAUACCUACACAACAGAGAAGUUUCAGCCCAAGAGGCAGUGUAUCGAUUAACACACAUGCACUUGAAAGAAUGCUCUCGUGACGUACAGUUCAUUCCAGUUGGUGAUAAUCCUGUUAGGAUGAGUUUACCUCUGCAUGUACUUCAAAAUAAAGCUCAAUUCCAACAGUGUAAUGACGAAAGCAGCAUUUGGAUGACCAAUGUGAUUGAGAGGUAUAAGAGCAGACCCCAGAAUGAACAAUUUGAGGAUUUAUGCCUGGCCAGUUUUUGUUCUGAAUACAGAGUUCUAUCAAAGUCACAGGUUCCGACUGAAAAAGAUUCACAUGACAUUAUACAGCUCAACAACAACUGUGGCUUUGUGAAACGAAGGACCCGAACUGAACCUGCUGUCGUGAGCCUGUGA